CGGCUCUCUGCAAGCAUCGCAUCUCUUCUUUCUUCUUCUCUCUUCCUCUGUGAAAAAAAAGAAACAGAGUUUUCCUUUAUAGAACUCAGUGUGUUGAGCAUCAGUCAGGAUGUACAGCUUCAUGGGAGGAGGCCUUUUUUGUGCCAUCGUGGCCAACAUCCUCCUGGUGGUGUCCACAGCCACUGAUUACUGGAUGCAGUAUCGCCUAUCAGGCAGCUUCGCUCACCAGGGCCUGUGGCGCUACUGCAUGUCGGGAAAGUGCUACAUGCAGACAGACAGCAUCGCAUACUGGAACGCCACCAGGGCCUUCAUGAUCCUGUCGUCGAUGUCAUGCUUUGCAGGGAUCAUCGCCGGCAUUCUUUCCUUCACCCAUUUCUCUGGAUUUGAGAGAUUCAGUCGUUCCUUUGCUGCAGGGAUCAUGUUUUUUGUUUCGACUCUCUUCGUUUUUCUGGCCAUGGCGAUCUACACGGGGGUAACGGUCAACUUCCUGGGAAGGCGCUUUGGCGACUGGCGCUUCUCCUGGUCCUACAUCCUCGGUUGGGUUGCUCUGCUCAUGAACUUUUUUGCAGGUAUAUUUUACAUGUGUGCUUACAGGAUGCACGAGUGCAGGCGAGUCGCAGGAUCACGCUAGAUGGAUAAAAAAAAAGAAGAAUAUUCCACUCCCAAAAUGAAAUAUAUUGUAAGAUGUUGUUAGUAUAUAGCUAAGCAGUAACAGAGAUAUUAUAAUGCAUAUUAAGUGUAUAGAAAGUACAAGAAUAAGAGGUUAUAGCAAGCCUCUUUCCAAGACAAUCAAGUCAUUUACAGUACAGACAUCAGUAAAUAGUGCAAAGUCAUUAAAAAUUUCAACAAUAUUAUCAUGAUCAUGAGAAUCAAAGCAUAGUGGAAAUUUAAGUGUUAAAGUAAAA
Molecule: messenger RNA, 905 nt
Organism: Tachysurus vachellii
Lineage: Eukaryota; Metazoa; Chordata; Actinopteri; Siluriformes; Bagridae
Gene: lim2.5
Product: lens intrinsic membrane protein 2.5
Exons: 5
Coding region: 110-631 (173 amino acids)
Cellular component (GO): plasma membrane
Molecular function (GO): structural constituent of eye lens
Source: RefSeq, a predicted model, not a curated record